Molecule: messenger RNA, 1002 nt
Organism: Uloborus diversus
Lineage: Eukaryota; Metazoa; Arthropoda; Arachnida; Araneae; Uloboridae
Gene: twz
Product: BTB/POZ domain-containing protein kctd15-like
Exons: 3
Coding region: 1-1002 (333 amino acids)
Biological process (GO): protein homooligomerization
Molecular function (GO): protein binding
Source: RefSeq, a predicted model, not a curated record
AUGGCUGCUUCCGAGCCGCCGAGAGCCGCCGCGCUCCUGCCGCCUGCCGCCGCCGUCUCGCCCGCCACGCCGCGGCCCAGUCUCAGCCCAUCCGCCGCCAGCCUAGACCCGGCGGUUGCCGCCGCCGCAUAUGCCGGACACUUCUCCAUCACCAGAGCUCUGAUGGAUCAAAAGUUAUUGAUGUCCGAUGCCAACUACAAUCAUAAAAUUUCUGGUAUUCCAUGUGUUGCUGCUGCUUCAAGGUAUACUGCGCCAGUGCACAUUGAUGUUGGUGGCUCCAUUUAUACAUCAUCCUUAGAGACGCUAACCAAGCACCCUGAUUCGCGUCUGGCAAGGAUGUUCAAUGGCAGCAUACCAAUCGUCUUGGACAGUCUAAAGCAGCACUACUUCAUCGACCGUGAUGGUAAAAUGUUCCGGCACAUACUGAAUUUCAUGCGCACCAACAACCUUUCUUUACCAGAUGAUUUUAACGAACUGGACUUGCUCUACGAAGAAGCUCGUUUUUAUGACAUUCCUGCCAUGGUAAGGCAAAUCGAACAAUUACGACGCGAAAGAAGCAAAAGGAAAGCAGAAACCAUUUGCUCCUCUAGUUCCCAAUCGAGGAAUGGUCAAAAAUACGAAAAUCAAAACAACAUGCACAACGAGUGCAGUAGCAGCCCUGGCUACGAUGAACGUUGUCCAGGAGAAUUCCAGUGUCUUGCUCUGAAUGUCAGUCCAGACUUAGGUGAAAGGAUUGUUAUAAGUGGUGAUCGAGCAUUAGUGGAAGAAGUGUUCCCUGAAAUUGGGCAACCACUGAUGGACGCUAGAAGUAGCGUGGCAUGGAAUCAAGACUCUAAGCAUGUGAUUCGUUUCCCUCUCAAUGGUUACUGCAAACUAAACUCUUUGCAAACCAUCGUCAGACUCUUGAAUGGUGGUUUUAGAAUUUUGGCGUCCAAUGGUGGCGGAGUGGAAGGACAGCAAUUCAGUGAAUACCUAUUUGUGCGAAAGUAUGCACCUUUAUGA